AUGGCGGUGCCAAACAUUCCUCUUCCUUAUGGUAAAAAGUAUCACAUCUUCAUGUCUUUCUGUUCAGAGGAUCAGGAAAUUGCACUUUCGUUGAUAGAGAUUUUAGAGAAUCAUUACCAGCUAAAGUGUUUGAAUCAUAUCAGAGAUUUUGUUCCGGGUGUGCCAUCAGUAGAAAAUAUUUUGAAUGGGAUUGAAAACAGCAUGAAAAUCGUAUACCUGAUAUCAAAGAAAUUUAAGGACAGCUAUCUAUGCAGUACAGAAAUCCUUUAUGGGAUCAAGGCUUCCCAUGAUCAGUGUGAAAAUAGCACGAUUCCAGUAUUACUGGAAAAAACAAAAAUGCCAAGAGAAUUGGAAACAAUCAACUACGUGAACGCAACCAUUACGGGUACAGAUAUUGCUUCCAAAAUUUAUGAUGCCUGCCUUUUUGGAGCGUCAGACAGCAGUAUCUUGCCGAAUUUCAUACCAUUUCAAGACUUGUACAACGGACAACCUCUUCGUGUCAUCGAAUCCAGAAAGCAUUGGGAAUUAGGACUACCUUAUAUAACUUUUGUAGAGAAUACGAAGGAACGCCACAAUAUCAGCAACCACUCAAAGUCACGAAAGAUUGAUUCUCUUUGCGACAAUAUUCUUCAAGAGUUGAACUCCAGCGAUUACAAGAAAUGGUAUCCUCUGUACGAUUGUGGAUUCCUCUGCCUGUUGUGGUUUCUAUUUACCUGUGGAUUUAUAGCAUUUUGUCUUUGUCCUUUUCUACUGUAUUUAAUCAUAGAAGCUGAGAUAUCUCAAUCACAAAUGGCUGCUGCUUGUUCAACUGCCGUAAUCAUACCAUUUGUGAUUGCAUCUAUGAUAUUCUGCUUUUGUAGCUGUAGAUAUACCACCGUUUGGAUAGACACGUUAGUCAAGGAGAAUAAUGAAAUUUUCUCUAUUGUGUGGAAGAACCUAAAGGAAAACUAUAUAGAGCAUAAUAUUCUUCCUCUGCUUUCAACAAAUGAAAAGAUAGUUCUGUUGAAUUACGAUACAGAUCCAUGCAAGCAAUUCAUUAUAUAUGUUCUAAAACGGAAAUUUGACGACAUGGAAUCCAUUAAGAAAAUGGCUGACGACUUAAUUCUUGAAUUCAUACGUGAAAACAGAACGAAGCUUGUAGAUUGGACACUUCUUGAGGAUUUUAAAUACAACAGACACAAUACAUAUCUCCAGAAAAAGUGCAUUUGUCAACAUCUAGAACCACACAUUAUGUGAACCAGUGAA
Saccostrea cuccullata (small rock oyster) is the source of this 1245-nucleotide messenger RNA. RefSeq lists its product as uncharacterized. NCBI's taxonomy places the organism in Eukaryota, Metazoa, Mollusca, Bivalvia, Ostreida, Ostreidae. Gene Ontology annotation, biological process: signal transduction. The record is from RefSeq and is a predicted model, not a curated record. The transcript is spliced from 8 exons. The coding region runs from base 1 to 1236 and encodes 411 amino acids.